CUUGCUCAUUGUCCCAUUGUUUACUUACGACCAUGGCAUCUGUUGGAAUAGAGUCGAUUGAUAAAGAUAUUAGCCAAAUCCCAGAAAACACUCCUAAGAAAGGAGAGCUCCACCACGAUGUUGAAGUCGGGCCAGAGAUGAUUGAUCUUGAUCGAAUUGAGAGGGUGUACAAGAAGCUAGACCGACGUAUACUACCAGCAUUCUGGGUCCUGUACUUCCUCUGCUCAGCGAUUCGGUCAAAUGUUGGGCUUGCCCAGACGAUGAAUUCCAAACAGCAUCAUGACCUUGCCUCUGAGCUUAACCUAACCCCGAAGCAAGUGUCAACUGGACUAGCGCUCUUCUAUGUCUGCUAUGUCUUGUUUGACCUACCCUCCAACCUGAUUAUGUCCAAGUUGAGCCCGCACGUAUGGAUGAGUAGAAUCGUAACCGGAGUCGGCAUCAUCGGAACAUGUCUAACUGCUAUGAAGGCGGCCUGGAGCUUCUAUUUACUACGGCUGCUGCUUGGUAUCGUAAUUGCGGGUAUGUGGCCAGGCAUGUCAUAUUAUCUCACACUUUUCUAUCCGCCCUCUCGUACUGGUAAGCGGAUUGGCCGCUACUUUACUGCAGCGCAGGUUUCCGCAGCGGUCGUGGGUCUAGUUUCCGCCGGGUUCCAGGAGAUGGAUGGCUUAGGGGGGUUGGUAGGAUUCCAGUGGAUGUUUUUGCUGUACGGCUUGGUUGGAACCAUUGUCGGUAUAUCCUUGUUAUGGUGGCUUCCGGAUCGUCCGUUGCCUCCAGGCGAAGUCCGCGAUCGAGAGAGCUGGCGAAGAUUCAUACCUCAAAGUAAACCGGCUUUGACAGGCGAGGAUGCGCGAAUCCACUACGACGACUUGACGCGGGUAUACCAUCGCCGAACCUGGAACAUGAGAGAUCUCUGGCAUGUGGUGAUCGAUUGGCGUUUGUGGCCAUUGGUCAUGAUGUAUUUUGGUGUGGUGGGUGUGGGCAUUGGGACCCAAAGCUACGGCACAGUCAUCAUCCGGGGUAUUAACCCAGACCUUACAGGCAUCCAGCUUAGCCUGCUCUUUGCUCCGAUUUGGGUGAUGGAUCUCAUUGCUAUUCUCAUCGUCACUCCCCUUUCUGACCGGUUUCAUCACCACCGCGCUCUAUUCUUCAGUACUGCCGUCAUGAUCCAGAUCACUGGCCUGCUCGUCACAACCUUUGCGGGGAACGAGUCCAGCUCGUGGUCGCGCUAUGGAGGCCUCUUGAUGGUGGGCUUCGGGCUGGGACCGACAGUCCCCAUCUGCAUGACCUGGACCAACGAGAUAUUCCAGCCGCGCCAUGGUGAAGUUGGUGUGGCUGCCGCAAGUGCGCUUGUUUCCGGAUUAGGAAACUUAGGCAGCAUUCUGACCACCUACGCAUUAUACACAGGUUGGCCGGCAGAUGCCGUCGGACCUCACAAGUUUCGAAAGAGUAACCUAGUCAUGAUCGGUAUCCUGUGUGGCAGCAUUCUAAGUGCUGGCGUAAUGGUGGUAUUAUUGAAGGUGUUUGGCAACUCUAGAGCAAAGCAGAUUAGCAGCGCCAGCUCGACUAGUGUCGGCGAGGCUGUCUACGUCGAUGGUGCGGCUCGGCGAGAGGUGCAGCAGAGAGGGUUGGGACGGAUGUUCAGUUUUUAG
Molecule: messenger RNA, 1649 nt
Organism: Lindgomyces ingoldianus
Lineage: Eukaryota; Fungi; Ascomycota; Dothideomycetes; Pleosporales; Lindgomycetaceae
Product: high affinity nicotinic acid plasma membrane permease-like protein
Exons: 6
Coding region: 33-1649 (538 amino acids)
Biological process (GO): biotin import across plasma membrane
Cellular component (GO): membrane
Molecular function (GO): solute:proton symporter activity; biotin transmembrane transporter activity; dethiobiotin transmembrane transporter activity
Source: RefSeq, a predicted model, not a curated record